This is a messenger RNA of Fusarium vanettenii 77-13-4, 1080 nucleotides long. RefSeq lists its product as uncharacterized. Gene Ontology annotation, biological process: peptidoglycan biosynthetic process. The transcript has a single exon. The coding region runs from base 1 to 1080 and encodes 359 amino acids. The record is from RefSeq and is a predicted model, not a curated record. NCBI's taxonomy places the organism in Eukaryota, Fungi, Ascomycota, Sordariomycetes, Hypocreales, Nectriaceae. Gene Ontology annotation, molecular function: D-alanine-D-alanine ligase activity; metal ion binding; ATP binding.
AUGAGGACCAGAGAGUGGCCACUUACCGUUGCCUUCAUCUACGACCGCAAGGUGGAACACAUUGCGCACGCUGAAUCACCAGACGAAUAUUCCGACUUGGCAGACGAUGUUACCAUUGGGGGGAUCACCGAGGCACUUGAAAGACUGGGGCAUCGUGUCGUUCAUGCGCCUGGGCUCAAGGCUCUGAUCAAGGACAUCGCAGCAAACAAGCACAAGAAUUGGGAUGUAGUCUUUAACUACAGCAAGGGAUCACACGGCACAGCUCGGGAGUCACAGGUGCCUGCGAUACUUGAGGAGUACCAGAUUCCCUUUACAUUCUCAGAUGCUGAAAUACGAACAAGUCCAUAUGUUGUGGUACCCAAAUUUGAUGAUGAUCCUUUGGACUACAGCGAACUCAAGAAACUCUCCUAUCCUCUCUUCGUCAAGCCUACCUCCUGUCCACAAUGCAACGGCAUCACCUGUGCCAAUAAGAUCCUUAAACCGAAAGAUCUGGAACACGAGGUCGAUCAGCUCCGGUCGCAGUUCAAAGACCAGGAGAUACUAAUAGAGAAUUUUCUUGGUGGGCGUGAGUUCACACUCGCCAUUGCCGGAACGGGCGAAGAUGCCCAUGUGGUUGGCAUAGCAGAACUUAUAUGGAAUCCCCAUACGUUGCGGGCGAAGGACAUGAUUCCCGUCGACUUUUCUAUCGCACUCGCUAGAAUGGCGAGGUCCGUGAGCAAGGGAUUUUCUCUUGAGGACGUGCCCUUAAGUGAUCCUCUAUGGGAUGAACUUGCCGAUCUUAGUCUCAAGGCCUAUACAGCCCUAGGAUGUCGAGACGGUGGCCGUGUUGAUAUCCGACUCACUUCAGAGGAACAGGGAUCGGCUCCUUGCGUUAUAGAGGUACCAUCAAGUUGUCAGGCGGUUUCUUUACUCUCUACUGAUGCUAUUCAGGUCGAUCCCAUCUUUGGAAUGCGUCCCGACCGCUCUCGAUACGCUUUCAUCGCGAAAAGUAACGGUGUUGAAUACCCCGAGAUGAUUCAAGACUUUCUUGACAUUGCUAUUCAGACGUAUGAGCAAGCGGAACGUAACUUGAGAAUCUGA